This is a messenger RNA of Akanthomyces muscarius, 813 nucleotides long. RefSeq lists its product as uncharacterized. NCBI's taxonomy places the organism in Eukaryota, Fungi, Ascomycota, Sordariomycetes, Hypocreales, Cordycipitaceae. Bases 1 to 813 code for a protein of 270 amino acids. The transcript has 5 exons. The record is from RefSeq and is a predicted model, not a curated record.
AUGCCAUCCAGAAUGGCGGCGCCAAAAUACGAUAUUCUUCUCCAGCCCAGAAGUGCCGAUGGACCUGCUUUGAGUCGAUUGCAAGUGACUAUUACGCUCGAAUCCCGAGAGCGAAAAUUGCGCCAGCUGCUUUUCUGCCUCGAGCCCAUGACAUCGGGCCUUUGGACAUUUCGCUCACAGAUUCUGACAAGGGGACGUGACGCCCAAAGUAGCGACCGUCAACGACAAAAUGCAUGCAUAUACGGAGGUAUGCUGCGACCAGGGCGGUCUUAUUGGCCACCGCCCGGCACGCGCGGGCCAUGGAGCUUCGCCGAAGGGGAGGUGCAAAGCACAAAUACAGGACCGAACUACAUGUAUCUGGGGACCGUGCUCAUGGCCGGCCCUAUUGUGAGCUUCCCGGCGCAGGAAUCCACCACCAGGGACCCUGCCAGCGGCGACGACACAGUAAUGCCUUUUAUACACUGGCUUGGCGAGCUUCCAACCUGUUUUGAGCCUGCGAAAAAGUACAACGCGGACAUAUUACUGUACACGAGGUCGUUAUUUCAGGAUCCCGACGCUGCGAGCAAGGUUUACAUUCGCAAGGCGGCACGGGGUUAUUCGGCGUUCAAUUUUACCUCUUGCUAUCUCAUUCAGUAUAGCGACGAAGACAAACCACGUCACAGCGCCGAUCUCGUUCACUACAUGACGCACAAAAUGGUGCGCAAUUGGGCUUAUCUAGGGGGCAUCGCCGAAUUUCAUGCUCUAUAUCUGUUGUACGCGCAGACGUCAUGGGUGUCGAGUACUUUGGUCAACUGCUCGAUCAGUAUCCUAUAA